Messenger RNA from Salmo salar (Atlantic salmon), 3969 nucleotides. Its product is annotated as UPF0561 protein C2orf68 homolog. NCBI's taxonomy places the organism in Eukaryota, Metazoa, Chordata, Actinopteri, Salmoniformes, Salmonidae. The record is from RefSeq and is a predicted model, not a curated record.
UAGUGGUAAAUCACUUUGAAAGAUUGAUUAACGUUAUGAUGCAGCUUGUGGUGUUGUGCAUAUAAAGAAGUACUAAUGUUCCAUCUUAAAUACUAAAUACAUUGUCCAUCAUCUCUCACGAUGGAGAUUUUGCGCGAUGAUGAAGAACAAGAGCUCAAAUAUAAACGUACGGGUCGUUUGGACAUGAGCCAUGGUUUCUUACACCACAUUCGAAGGAACCAGAUUGCCAGAGAUGACUAUGAUAAGCAGGUAAAGCAGGCCAAUGAGCGUCAGAGGGCCAGGCUCACCACUACCCCCCGACGCCCCCGCCGGCCAGAUAUCCAAGUGUACCAUCCUCGACGUGGAAAUGGAUCUGAGCCAGGAGUGGGUGCAGAGACUGAAGAGUGGAAUGAGAGUGGGUCGAGUACAGAGCCAGAGACCCAUGGAACUGAACUCUUCUGGCUGGACUACCAGGCUGACUCUGGCUGUGUCACCUCCUUCAUUGUACACAAGGAGGACAAGCCAGAGAGGGUGGUGGAGCGUGUAGCAGAGAAGAAUGUUCUGGACUCAGCCAUGAGGGUGGCACUGCAGUCCCGGGUUCGAAAGGAAAUGGAUAAACGUCUGGACAAACGCUGAAGGAAGUGAAUGAAAUUAACAGUGAUGAGAGGGGUGAGGAGGAGGAGUCGGAGGCCUCUGUUUACCCUCGAGCCAACCCUCUUCCUGUAUGUAAUGAAUGCUAGUAGCAGAGGACUACUGUGGACCCACAUUCUGAGGGUCUGUCAACCAGGAUCUGAAUGACGUCACACAGCCACGCCGUCCCCUCUGUGCUAGUGUACAACCAUGGGGAAAAGACUGACUUACAGAAGGGUAGAAAUGGAGCCGUCCUCACAUCUCUUGUAUUGGGCUGGCAUCUCUGACCCUGGGUCAUGUCUGUAAGGGGCCCUGUGAAACUGCCGUUGUCUUGUGGUUGAAUGGACCAUUGGCUGUCAACCUGCUCCAAAGGACAGAGCUGAGAACAUGGGCCCCUAUCUGAGCCACACCAGGGUAAGGCUGGGCAGUAUACCGUAUUUUACAAUAUACCGGUAUUGAUACAUGGACUGGUUGGGAGUUUUACUUCACCUUCUGCAUGGUCAAUGCAGCAAAUACAACAAUGUUAAUGACAACAAUGGUGUUUUCAUUUUGCUUCUUAAUAUAAAUCCACAAGCAUUAUAUAAUUACACUAUUAGUUAAAGUUUCUUACAUCUGUAAACAGCUAGUUUGACUUUUCUUGGCAAGUUGGGCAUAAAUCCUGUUAGCCAUUAAUGCUAAUUGCUAGCUAGCUAAUAAAUGUACUGAAUCAGAGCAAACGUAAUUAGAUAUACAGCCUGAUAAUACCAGUGAUAGUGUAGACCUAAAACAGCAUGUUUGUGGAACAGUAUCUUCUAAAUCAAAGAGGAAGCAAGAAUGUUAGCUACAUUAAGAAGCUAAGAGAAAACAUUCAAUGUAGCCACAGAUUGAAGGGUCCCCUUGAAAAACUUAUCAACACUUUUGUUCCUAGUUCCUACCCUGUCACAAUGACUCCUCCCUGGCAUUUUCAUUCAUUGUCAGGUCAAACAACACUGUAUUCAAAGUGCCAACUAUUAUUCUAACUAUAGAAUUACAAUAAUCAUUCUAUUUCCAUUAUUCCAACACUUGACCCAAGUUUUUUCUCUAAAUCGCAAGUCAAAUUGUAAUUGCAACAUUUGGUUAAAAAUAAGGCAUAGAUUGUUUGCCCAUAUCGUGCAGCCUUACGUGGAAAUGAUCUCAAAUGAGUGCAACAAAUGCAGAAAUGUAUUAAAAUGCAGAUUUUUUUUUUUGGGGGGGUUAAGUUGAAUUGAACAGUAUGAAACAAUCUGAAUGGAGAAAGACCCAUUGAAAUCACUUAGAAUGUAUGUGUUUCCACCCUAGAGUCAUAUACUACUUAUAAAUAACAUUUUGAGCUUUUAUUAUUCAAAAACAUAAAAUACCGUCCACUUUUUUUUUUUUAAUACUGUGAUGUGAUAUUUUGGCCAUAUUACCCCCCCACACCCACCAGAGGCCUCCUUUUUUUAUUUAACCUUUAUUUCAACUAGGCAAGUCAGUUAAGAACAAAUUCUUAUUUUACAAUGACUGCCUACCCCGGCCAAACCCUCCCCUAACCUGGACGAGGCUGGGCCAAUUGAGCGCCGCCCAAUGGGACUCCCGAUCACAGCCAGUUGUGAUACAGCCCAGGAUCGAACCAGGGUCUGUAGUGACACCUCUAGCACUGAGAUGCAGUGCCUUAGACCGCUGCGUGCAGCAGUUUCAAGGGUGCGUGCACACAAACCUUGCAUGCAACAGUUUUCCCGCAAAGGUUGGUAUUUACACAUUUUGAACUAUUCCCACGCAAAUCUCAGACCAUGCGUACCCACAACUUCUAGUUGUUGUCUGAUCAACUGUAUUGCAAGCAAAUAUUGUUAUUUUGAGGGAAAUUGAGGUGUUUGAUGCACAGGAAUUAUAAUAAUGGUAGGCUAAUAUCAUUCAAACCUAUAGGCCUAAUUAUAAAACAGAUGCAUUUGUCAUUGGUAAAAAGAUUGCAUAGCAGCAUGUAACCCAAUAUAUUUUUUACUUUAUUAUAUAAGCCUAAAUCAUAAUCUUAUUGCAGGGCAUGUCUCUCCUUUUCUGACAUGCCGCUACAUAAAAUAUUAUGCUACCAUUUAUCCAACACUCAUUCAAUGGCCAACCAUGCUAGAAAGUAAAUAGACCGGUAGCCUAUGACAGUAUGGUUAGGCUACAGUAUUGCUGUGCGAUAGGAGCACGACAUAAUAGCCUGUUUAAUCUCAACGCCUAUACCACAGAGAUAGACUCACAAUCAUGUAUUAAUAAACAAAAUAUUUCACAACAAUUCAUAUUUUGCAUAGACGUGUGGACUGUAAACAGAAAAUCAGUCUUGCAGAAUGCGUGGCCUUUUCUCACUGUAGACGUCAUGCAUUAUUUGUUUAAAAAAAGUAACUGCAAAAGAUUAAAACAUUCUGCCCACACCUCUACAGAAAUGUGAUCACAUUUGCCAUUGCACUUUCCUUUAGCAACUAUCACGGCCCAGUUCCAACAUCUCCAAAUAAUACAGCAAAUGAGGGCGUUGUUGUUACCAUAAAAGGUGAAUGGAGGGCAUUUUCCCAGCGGAGUUGUAGCGCUCGUUCACACACACAUAUGGUAUAGCUCUGAUUUACCAAUGAAAACAUGCUCUGUAUUUGUUCUGUGCGAAUGUUUGAUAAAUCCCAAUAAUUUGUUUGCAUGCAAAUCCUAGAAUCUCCACGUACGCCAGAAUUUAGUUUGAAAUGUAUGCAUGUUGAUAAAUGAGGCCCCAAUCCCCAGAAACUGUGACGUCACCCCUGUGAAUGUGUCUUUUUCACCACACAGUGACAUCCUCUUCCCCAUAGAAAGUGUGCUGUGUUUACAAAAUGUACUUUUUGUUUAUAUGGAUGUGGUUUAAAUCCAUUGGAGGCUCGCUGAGGGGAGGAUGGCUCAUUUUAAUUGCUGAAAUGGCAUCAAACACAUGGAAACGAUGUAUUUGAUACCAUUCCACCCAUUACGCUCCAGCCAUUACCACAAGCUCAUCCUCCCCAAUUAAGGUGCCACCAACCUCUCGUGUUUACAUUUUAUUUAGCAAAGUGCUGCGACUGGGAUGUCAUUGCACUUGUGUUUUUUUGUUGUUUUCAUGAAAAAGUGACCAUUUUGAUUUGCUGUCUGCAGGGUUACAUUUUAAGUCACUGUGACUGAAACAAUAUGGUUGUGUUUUGUGAUGACUCAAUAUGACUAAGGCAGGAGAGCAAAUCAAUUGGUCAUAGCAGAUUCUUGUUUGUGUAAAAAUGUGCCAUGGUCAUGACUUCUCUGUAAUCUAAUUUAUUUUUGAUUGGCCUAUAUGUUCUAAGAGUUUUAUUUUUUUAUACUGUCAUUUUCUGGAGAGAUCCUUAUUGUUUCAGUAUUACAUAUAUUAAAUAUUUAUUUUCCAAA